Molecule: messenger RNA, 2222 nt
Organism: Dermacentor andersoni
Lineage: Eukaryota; Metazoa; Arthropoda; Arachnida; Ixodida; Ixodidae
Product: alpha-tocopherol transfer protein-like
Cellular component (GO): membrane
Molecular function (GO): phosphatidylinositol bisphosphate binding
Source: RefSeq, a predicted model, not a curated record
UUACGAAUACGGGAGUAAUUGUCUGCAAGAACCCAUCUCAACUUCUGUAGAGGAGAACAAGAAAUGGUGGCUUACUAAUCCACAACCCCUAGGAUGCUUCAGGGCGGAAACAGCAGCAAUUUGCGUUGGAAAAUGCAAAUCUAUAAGCGUUUGUACCGAGUUCAAGUGAGCAGACUCGACCAACUUCACUCGGAAACGCCACACUAGCGGCGGCUGGAAGUCCGUGACCCAACUUUGCCUAAGAGCGCGCGCUCCCUUCGGCGUAACGGAACGUUCGCUGCACGCCACGCCUCUGCGCUUCGCCUCUUUCGCCUGUUUCGAGGCUCGGCGGAUUCGAGUGCACGACAGCGGUGGCCUCGCACGCACCGCGAUGGCGCAAGCACAUCGCGCGUGGCCACUACAGUAAGCGACCGGUUCCAGCGACUCGGCUUGGGAGAACAUUAUCUCGGCUCCACGGAUAAUCCCACUUCCACAGCCGGCGGGACCUGCGUGUGCACAAACGUUCAACAGCGCGCCGCAACGACAGGUAGAUGCUCAGCUGCGCGGAACGGUUCCCUGUCUGUGCAGAAGUUUCACCAUCUACGUUUUUAGUGCCGGCAAGAUCAUGACGGGCACGCCGUUGCUUCCCAAGCUGCGACAAAUCGCCGAAGAAGAGCUGGGAGAAACGGACGAGGUCAGGCAGCAGGCUCUGGACGAUCUCACCAAGCUUCUGAACGGCGAGCCCGGACUCAACUGGCACAACGACCCUGACUUUCUGCUCCGGUUUCUCCGUGUGCGGAAGUACAAUGUUGAGGCAGCAUUGAAGAGCAUCACAAAGUACUACCGCGUCCGGGACAACUGUCGGCAAAUUUUUGACGACUUCAGGCCUUCAACUAUUGUCCCAGAGUGUAGAGAUAUAGCAGCUGUGCUACCUCACCGAGAUGCUCAAGGCCGGCAAAUUUUGCUGAUUAGAAGUGGCAUGUGGAACCCCACUUUGGUGCCGCAGAUUGAUGUACAUCGAGCCUUUAUGCUGUGUCUGAAGCACCUCGAGCGAAGCCCUUCAGGUCAAACGGCCGGCGUCGUUGUCAUCAAUGACUUCCAAGGGUUCGGUGUUGAGCACGCUAGGAACUGCAAAUUGGCCCCAAUGAAAGACCUAACGGACUACGUACAGGAAAGCAUGCCGCUGCGUCUGCGGGCAGUGCACGUCGUGCGAGAGUCGAGGGGCUUCGACUUCUGCUUCGCUCUCGUGCGUCCGUUCCUGAAGAGCAAAAUUAUUCAGAGGAUACGCUUCCACGGACACAAGAUGGAAGGGCUCCACGAACACGUUCCAGCCAGCAUACUGCCCGAAGCUUACGGUGGUCUGGUGUCUGACAAAGUGUUUCAGAAGUUUUGGUGUCAACUGGAAGCCGAGGAUCACUUUUUUGUAGAAGAUAGUAAACACGGCUAUGAGAGCGACAGCGGCGAGACAUCGUCGGAGCACACGAACAUGAUAGUAACACACCUGUGAUAUGAAGACGAAUGCUGGUACGCGGACUGCCCAAUCUUGGACCACUGAUUCACGAUUUUCGACGUCGACGAAUGUGACUACGUAUUUUAUGGGCGAGAAUAACGCCGUAUCUGGGCAGAAUAACUGAAACACCAGCGCAUGUGUUAUUUGACCCACACUAAUUGGAAGAAUUUCAAGAUUUCGCAAAUGUUCGAGAGAGCAGCAGCGUGAUCUGUGAUGCGCAACUAUAUCAAUACCACGACCUUCCUUCGCGGCGUCCUCUUGUCAGCAUUUUUGCAAUCUUCCUAAAGCGCGCAUCUUCUUCUAGGAAGUGGAUGUUGACUGCAGGCGUGUCUAGCCUUACUUAAAUUGCCAGAAAUUGCGCCAUCUGAGUGCCUCUUUCCAUGAGUUUGAUUAAGCUAAGCCAACAGGCGCGUCGUUUAGUGCCACAUCAAUUGAAGCCAGCGCGAGACAGGUGAACAAGACAAUGCUCACAAAGAGGCGGCACGCACCCAACCUUGGGCGCCAUCCAGCGCACAAACCACCGCCCACCUAACGCAUACAAGGCCCUCAAAUGAAUCUGCUGAACGUUACCACCACCCUUGAGCGAAAUCUACAUCGCCGUCAAAAGCUACGAGCAUGAGACCGUUAAGACCGCCAGGACACUUUCUUCCUGAAUGUUCAGUGUUCUUGCGGGCGUACCCAAUACAGUUGUUUGCAACCAUGUAUGAUUAAAACUCUGACUGACGUUUCUCUA